UUGUUUAGUUCGAGUUGAAAUUUGGUGAGAUAAAGAAUUAACUGAAACAAGUUCCAUAAAAAAUUAUUAAAAUGAGCUGCCCAGUCGGUAAUUCUAAUGGACAAAAUGCCGAUGGUCAAGAAGGCGAGCAUCUUGGUGCUGAUGUCGGAAUGCUUUACGGUGAAUAUUUGAUGCUAGAUAAGGUCCUGUCAUCACAAAGAAUGUUAUCGGCUAAUAGUGAUCAUCCAGUUCAUGAUGAGCAUCUGUUUAUUGUGACUCAUCAAGCAUAUGAGCUUUGGUUCAAACAAAUCAUUUUUGAAGUUGAUUCAAUUCGUGAUCUUUUUAAUCAGGAAAACAUCGAAGAAUCUAAUACGCUGGAGAUUUUGAAACGAUUAAACCGGAUCACACUCAUUCUAAACCUUCUUGUUGAUCAAGUUCCAAUUUUGGAGACGAUGACACCUCUGGACUUUAUGGAUUUUCGCGAUUAUUUAUCUCCGGCAAGUGGAUUUCAAAGCUUGCAAUUUCGAUUGUUGGAAAAUAAACUGGGAGUGAAAACCGAACAUCGUGUUCGAUACAAUCAAAGUUACUCUCAUGUCUUUGGAACUGAUAGCGAGGCCAUAGAAGCAUUACAAAAGUCUGAACAAGAUCCCUCCUUGAGUAAUUUGGUUCAAAAAUGGCUUGAAAGAACUCCAGGCUUAGAACAUGACGGAUUUGAUUUUUGGGGAAAAUUUAAAGAAAGAGUUGACAAAUUGCUAAAUGAAAAAGAAGAACAAGCAAGUUCUGAACCAACUGAAUUUGUCAAAAAUUAUCGUUUAAUGGAUAUUCAAAAGCGCAGAGAUGUUUAUAAGACCGUAUUUGAUCCAAAAGUACAUGAAGCAUUAGUAGCACGUGGAGAAAGACGAUUUACGUAUAAAGCACUUCAAGGGGCUAUGAUGAUUAGUUUCUAUCGUGAUGAACCACGCUUUUCGCAACCACAUCAAAUUCUUAUGCUUUUAAUGGACAUCGAUUCUUUAAUUACCAAAUGGAGAUAUAAUCAUGUCAUUAUGGUUCAACGAAUGAUUGGUUCGCAACAAUUAGGAACUGGUGGAUCUUCAGGAUAUCAAUAUCUUCGUUCAACUUUAAGCGACCGAUAUAAAGUUUUCAUCGAUUUAUUUAAUUUGUCAACAUUCUUAAUUCCUCGACAUUACAUUCCUGAAUUGUCGCUAGAAAUGAAACAUGUUUUGACUCAUUCUAAAGAAAAGUUGCAUCAAAAAGAAUGCUGUAAAGAUGGACAUAAUGGAACACCGUCUAAUGGUACAGUUUGAAUUUGUGGUUUCAUGAAUGACUUAAUUACUUUGAUUACAUUUAAUUGACACUUACUUUUCUAGUUUGUAAUGCGUAAGAUUUUACAAACUUAAAUUUAAUAACUUUAAAUAAAAUCGCAUUUCAAGCAAUUCAAUUAAAAUCAAC
Messenger RNA from Chironomus riparius, 1428 nucleotides. The record is from the annotation of a GenBank genome assembly. Lineage: Eukaryota; Metazoa; Arthropoda; Insecta; Diptera; Chironomidae.